Xenopus tropicalis (tropical clawed frog) is the source of this 2761-nucleotide messenger RNA. Its product is annotated as UPF0606 protein KIAA1549-like. Lineage: Eukaryota; Metazoa; Chordata; Amphibia; Anura; Pipidae. The record is from RefSeq and is a predicted model, not a curated record.
AUGAAUACGUAUUCAAGGCCGAAUUCACUGGAACAGUCGAAACUGGCCGCAUUCCUGUAUCAGCGAAGCACUCCCCAGAAGGCGCCGGUGGAAGAGAGCCAGCUUGGCGGGGAGCAGAACCGUGCAGCCGCCUACAUCCCCCCACAAAAAUACGACACUGAUGAGAACCUGCAGCUAGAGACCUAUCUACAACGCGCCCCCAGCAGAGGGUGCUUUGACUUUGCCAAACAGCACCUGGGGCAGCACAGCAAAGAGGACGUCCUUGUGGUCCACGAGCCCCCGCCUCCCAUGCUACACGGGCCCCUCAAGGAUUCUACCCCCUCAGAGAAUGGGGACGUCCCCACCCCUUAUAUAAUAACAAAAGGGAUGCAGGCUCGGUUGCUCACCAGCAAUAGUGUAAUCCUAGUGCGUAAGGAAAUCUGCAGAGGAAACAUCGCCCAGACCUUCUGCGCCACCAAGAGAACAAAUUCGCACACAAUGCGUCAGCGGGCAAAUCUGCAAUUCAGAAACUCACUUCUGAGGCCAAUCGACACGGUCGUGGCCGAAGAUUCUGAAGUCAGCCACCGCAAGUCACCACAUCCGGGCUCCGUGCCAAACGCAAACCGCGCCAACUAUGAGUUACCCACAUUGACCAGAAAUGUGUGGCGCAUCACGGGACACCAUAAACAGCCAUGGAAGAACAAGCGCAAUCUAAGCCAUGCGCUUGUUAAACUCUGCAAAGCCGCAGACUGGCAUGCAAGGAAAGCUCAACUUUGUCUCAUUUCUCUGCAGUCGGACCCAGACCUCCCUUCCGAUGACCCCACUCCUGUCUCUGACCUGGCAAAGUACCCCGGCCCCCCAUCGCGUCCCCCUCCCUCACAGUAUGUUCCACCCCAGCCUUCCAUUGAAGAAGUCCGGCAAACUAUGCAGUCCCUGCUGGACGAUGCUUUUGCACUGGUGGCCCCAAGCAACUCACAGUUACUGCCCCAAAGAGGACUGGAGCAACUAGAGAUCCAUCGAGGCAGCAGCCAGCAAACCAUACCCCAGCACCACACGGGUGAGAGCGCCAGGGCGGUGGGCAACGCCGUGGUGCGCUGUGUGAUAGUGGGCGCGAGCGAAGACGCCGCGCGAGUGGAGCUGCGUGAGCAAACCAACUUCCACCUCCUUACUCGGCCAUCCCGUAACCAGGUCGAGUAUGAUUGUCCGUUUGAAUAUUCUGAGUGUCAUAAACAAGACCCCGCCCACUGGGGAGCACUGCGCAGCGUACGCUGGUUGGGCUUCCUUCCCCCGCCGGAGAUGGCACCAACUGAAUCUCAGCAGGCUGAAACCUCAUAUCCGGCCAGAGGGGGGUUCCCAGAGGACAUUCCUUCUGUAGCAAGACCCCGCCCACUGGGGAGCACUGCAGGUUCCUCCCAGAUUCAUCAGCUGGCCCAAGUCGGCAUCGCUAGCAGAAUGGGCGUUCAGUCCACCGACCUACCCUCCAACAGGGGUGGGCAACAGCCAGCAUUGACUCCGAGCUGGUCAUCCUAUUAUCUGCAGGAGGAGGAGGCUCCAUGGAAUGUCCAUCAGCGGGACCAUAGCCACUCACAUGGACUGCAGGAAUAUGGAGUGUUCCCGGGCAACAGAGGUCCUGGCCGUCAGCCCGCGGCCACCUCCCAUCUCCAGCCCUCCAUCUGUUACCCCUCUGGCUCGGCAGAAGAGCUUCACCCCGGCCACUCCUCGGCAUCCCUUAUCAAGGCCAUCCGGGAGGAACUCCUGCGCCUCUCCCAAAAACAAGUGGCGAUGCCCAGUUACCACAGCUGAUAAGGGCUGGGCAGGACAGAGAGGUAGCUGCUUCCUAUGGAAGCCAAGAGGGCAAGUUGUUGAAGGAAGAGUCAACACCGUAAGAACAAAGGAACAGCGAGAUGGCUCGUCAACAUGGAGGACUGGCUAAAGGUUACACUGAUCUGGAACCCAAGUUAACACUGUUGCAUGCACCUACCUGGGGUAGGUCAUGGAUUCUACCCUUGGAGAGGGCAGUUAGGACCCAGGCACUGGAGAACAUUGGUGUGUAGAUGACCCUAGGCUUGUGAAGUCCAUGGUAGACUUUGUGUCUGGGAUAUACUUGCUGCACCUUAAUUCCACAGUUAGGAGAUACCUUUCCCUCAGUAACACCAGCGUCCCUGAUCCUGGUUGGGCAUCUUGGCACCCAAGAGCUUGCAAUUGGUGCCAUAGCAAGUCACACACUACCAGCAGUAACAAUCAAAACUGAUCAGUAGGGUGCAGUUUCAUGACCUCAAGGAUGAGGGGCCAAGUCCAGGGAAAUGUAGGAAACAUAAUGAUUGGUUAAGGUGGCAUUAAUUCAUUAAUUCUGCUACUGGGGGGGGGGGGAAACAACUAGCCAAACCUUUGCCCAACCUGCACCCAAGGUUCUCCUCAAUCUGGUUUCAGAAGUUUGGUUCAUGUUCAUCACCAAAGGGAAUGGGCCCUGCUUUACGUUUGACCACUGUUCUAGACUCAUUCCAAGGUUCUGGGCCAAACCCACCCUACCUGUGGGUUUCUGCCCAUCGCUAAAUUGUUGUUUUGCACGAGGAACCUGGUUAUUAUACUUUUUAGGGGCAUCUUGACUGGGGCAAGGGUCGACUGUUAAGGGUUGACACUGGUUCAGUGUCUAGUGGCUUCACCAAAGUGCUUGAAGCUUCAAUGUACUUUUGUAGACCACUGUCUAGAGCAGCGGUUCUCAACCUGUUGGUCUGGACCCUUUUGGGGGUCGAACAAGAGCAUUGGAAAACACAUAUUUCCA